AUGGGCUGGUUCACCUCCUUCCUAUAUUCCCAAUUAUUCGUCGCUCUCCCUAUCCCCACCCGCGACUUCACAGAUGAAACCAUAAUCAUAACCGGAUCCAACACCGGACUCGGUCUCGAAGCCGCUCGUCAUGUUUCCCGUCUCAAUGCCCACCUCCUAAUCCUCGCCGUGCGUUCUCAGUCCAAAGGCCAAGCCGCAAAAGCAUCCAUCCUAGCCAGUACCGGUCGUCCGGAAUCCAGUAUCGAAGCCUGGUCUCUGGAUAUGCAAUCUCCAUCGUCUAUUCAAGCUUUCUGCGCAAAAGUCAAUAAACUUCCCAGAGUUGAUGCCGUGCUUGCUAAUGCGGGGAUCAUGACGAAAUAUUUCAAGCUGGUGGAAGGAUAUGAAAGUACGGUUAUGACGAAUGUAAUUGGGACUUUUCAGUUAGUCUUGGGGAUUUUGCCGAAAUUGAGAGAGUCAGCAAAGGAAUUCAAUAUCCAGCCUAGAAUUUCGAUUGUCGCUUCGGAUUUGCAUUAUAUUGCCAAAUUCAAAGAAAGGAAAGAGAAGGAUAUUUUCAAGGCGUUGAACAAUGAGAAGACAUCAGAACUAGAUUUGGAAAGAUACUCCACCACGAAACUUCUCCAAGUCUUCGGAGUCCGCGAGCUAGCUCAAAAACUUACUCGUGACCCGGAAUCCGUAUCUCCAUCUGUCAUUGUCAAUUGCAUGACGCCCGGAGCUUGCAAAUCCGAUUUCUUUCGCGAAGAUAGAGGAUUUGAUAGAUUCAAAAAUUGGCUCUUGAGUACUCUGCUUUCACGUAGCACGGAAGUAGGAAGUCGAGCUUUGGUGGCGGGAAUUGCGGCGGGGGAAGAAAGUCAUGGAGAAUAUAUGGCUGAUUGUUUGAUUGCCGAGACGGGCCCACUUGUGAGAGGACCGGAGGGUAUGAAGUUGCAGAAGAAGGUAUGGGAACAAUUAGGGAGGGAACUGGAGAGAAUUCAACCUGGUGUUUCCUCAAUCAUCUAG
Molecule: messenger RNA, 996 nt
Organism: Botrytis fragariae
Lineage: Eukaryota; Fungi; Ascomycota; Leotiomycetes; Helotiales; Sclerotiniaceae
Product: putative short-chain dehydrogenase reductase protein
Exons: 3
Coding region: 1-996 (331 amino acids)
Source: RefSeq, a predicted model, not a curated record